CAUUGAGAAGUCAGUCCCCCCAAAACGGUCACCGAGGAACGGAAGAGACUCUCACUUGCAGAUUUUUCCCUGGCGCAGCAGACAUUUUUCCCACACCUGUUAUCAUGUCCACAAACUCCAUUACGUGCAGGUGAAGCUCAGAAAAUUGGACCAGCGCGCCGUGAGGAGCUACGAAGGCCUGGAAAACGGUGGUGAGUGCGGCCUCCCAGCCCUCCCAGGACCUGCCACCGCGGCCGCCAUAUUCCCUGACCUCCUUCACGGAUUAUCAUCAUCGCCUUGCAUCCGCGUCGAUAUCCUCCUCAGAGUUGGCCUGGCCAGUGAGCGCCAUCACAAUGGCAGACAUGGCAACCAUCCCCAACCACACCUCUCCUAUCAAGCCCAUGAUGAACAACCAAGUAGUGAAGCCUGUGGAUGACAAGUCCUGGAAGUCCCAGCUGGUGCUUCCCCCGAGGGACAGAAGGAAACGAACAUCAGAUGUGACAGACACAAAAGGCAAUGAGUUUGAAGACUUUUGUUUGAAGCGGGACUUGUUAAUGGGUAUCUUCGAGAAAGGGUGGGAGAGGCCGUCCCCAAUCCAGGAGGCUUCCAUCCCUGUUGCCCUCAGCGGACGAGACAUUCUGGCCCGUGCUAAGAAUGGCACAGGAAAGACCGGGGCAUACUCCAUCCCCCUUCUGGAGCAGAUUGACCCCACUCAGAGCCACAUCCAAGCCAUGGUCAUUGUACCCACACGAGAAUUGGCUCUGCAGACUAGUCAUAUUUGCAAUGAGUUAGCCAAGCAUAUAGGAGUCAAGGUGAUGGUGACCACUGGAGGAACCAACUUGAAGGACGACAUCAUGAGGAUCUACGAGGUGGUGCACGCCGUCAUCGCCACGCCCGGCCGAAUACUUGACCUGAUGGAGAAGAAGGUGGCCGUGAUGGACAAGUGCAGGAUGCUGGUGCUGGACGAGGCUGACAAGCUGCUCUCCCAGGACUUCAAGGGCAUGCUGGACAGAGUCAUCUCCUAUCUACCUCCCGAGCGACAGAUCCUCUUGUACUCUGCCACGUUCCCCCUUACGGUGGAGCAGUUCAUGAAGAAGCACUUGAGAUCUCCCUACGAAAUCAACCUGAUGGAUGAGCUGACCCUCAAGGGAGUGACUCAGUACUAUGCAUUUGUCCAAGAGCGGCAGAAAGUCCAUUGUUUAAAUACUUUAUUCUCAAAGCUACAAAUCAACCAAAGCAUCAUCUUCUGCAACUCCACCCAAAGAGUUGAACUGCUGGCCAAGAAGAUCACCGACUUGGGCUACUCCUGCUACUACAUCCACGCUAAGAUGGCUCAGGCCCACCGCAACCGUGUCUUCCACGACUUCCGUGCUGGACUCUGCAGGAACCUGGUGUGCUCAGACUUGUUUACAAGAGGUAUUGACAUCCAGGCCGUCAAUGUGGUCAUAAACUUUGACUUUCCCAAAAUGGCUGAGACCUACUUACAUCGGAUUGGCAGAUCAGGACGGUUUGGGCACCUGGGUAUUGCCAUCAACCUGAUAACCUACGAUGACCGCUUUGCCCUGCACCGCAUCGAGCAGGAGCUGGGCACUGAGAUCAAGCCCAUCCCCAAGGUCAUUGACCCAGCCCUGUACGUGGCCGAGCAUCACUUUGAAGACGAUGAUGAAGGCAACAUUAGCAAGUAACUGCUCUCCCGCUGAACACUUGGGAUGGCACAGAUAGGGAGAGCAUCUUUCUAUUCCUCUUCUUCGUUGUCCCAAGGCCACAAGUGGCGGCCGUCAUCAGAGGCAGCAGAACACCACACUCGUGCCAGGCAUCACCCCGGCCCUGGACAAUCUGGAAUUUAGGGGCUGGUUAGGGAACAGGAAGCUGACUCCAAAAAAAAAAAAAAGUGUUUUGCAAAGUUUUGAAUGGUAGCUAACUCUGGCUGGCCAGUUUGGGUCUGAAACUGUACUCCUUGAUGCGGUUAUCGGUAUGAUAGUGCAAGGUGAAGGUUUCAGCGCUUUUCCUUGAUCGGGUCGCCAGGAACUUUUGGCCAGCCGGCGGUGGUGCCUAAGAAAGAGCAGCUGCAAAGGACAGCUUUUGUGUCGUGUGCAAGAAGUGAGUGACUUGGGUCGUGUGAAGCGUGGCGCCGAGCAGAAAAUGCGGAGGAAAUAUUCGUCAGCAAGUGUGAUGUUCUGUUGAUGCUGACAGCCUUGCUCACUAACUCUGGUGGCCAGAAAUAUAAAGUGACUAUUUAUUGUCCUUAGUGUUGACAGACUAAAGGUCUACAGUCAUUAGUGAGAAGUGGAUUAGGUGUACAAGGACUGAGGUGUUGGAUCUUGCCCUCGACCAGUGUUUUCUGCAAGACCCGCAAUACCUCAACUUCAGAAACUCUCAGAUAUACAAAUAUUCGUCUGUGAUGUAUUUCUAAUGACUGGGACGGAACCUAUCAAGGCAAGCAGAACCUGUUGAUGAGGAAGUGAUCGCUGCCCCCUCCAGGAAGGCAGCCAGUGGUCUUGGCUUUGAAAUAUUUAUGUACAGUUAGGACAACUUGUGCAUUGUUACCUUGGAACUAUUGUGUGGUUCAACUUUUCCCCAUUCACAUAUUUCAUGACUUAAAGCAUCUCAAAGAUUUAAAAAGAUCCUAACUUUAAGUUGGGGCAACUCAACUGGUUUGACAAUGCACAUUUGUAGUUUUGUAAAUCUAUUUUUAUACAAGACGGACCGCAUGUUACCAGUAGGGUGGAGCGGUUCACAUCCUCCAUCAGUGAAUAGGGUGGGUCCAAUGCAAGGCAACCCCUCCAUCCUACUGGUAGCCGGCUGUCCUCUCUGUACAGUUCUCCCAGUGAAACCCAACGACAGCAAGCACUGACCCCAUCCACAGCCUUGAGCUACAAGACUUGAAGCAGGACUGGUGCGUCAAAACAUGGCCGUCAGUGCAGUGCCAGGAGACCAUGGACUCAAGCAAGGCACUCUGGAACGUUGGGAAAAAUUGUUUUGUCAGGUUGCAGCUGUGGAAUACUAGGGCAGGCUCUCCACGGGGCCAGUGGUUCAUAGCUAUGAUAAAAUUUUGGAUUCUUGUUGCGUCUCCCCCCCCAGAUUACUGCCUAACUUAGCUGGGGUUCAAGCUUCUGAAUCCUCCAAAAAUUUUCUCACCUCAAACACUGUGAUGACCUGUUAAACCCAGUAUAAAACCGUGUAGGCAGAUAAGACCUAUGUUCUUUGGACCCACCCGAACUUCAUCUGACAAGUGUUGACUUAAAUGUGCUCUGCUAAAUUCUCCUCUCCUCCUACUCUCCUGUUUUAUUCAGAUGAAGCUUACUUCUCUUCUGCAUUUGUAUUGACCAUUUGGAGUUAAGCAUGACGGCAUCCUUCUGAUUGCCUUGUUGAAAUUGUCCUGAGAGCACCACCAGCUGGUGUCCUGUAAUCCUGCACCGGCUGGUUGAAAAACUGUUUGUAAAUGUAGUCCAGCCAGGCCGGAGGAUGCUUACACAAAGUUCUGCCAUACCAUGAAGUCUGUCCAAUGUAAGCUACUCCCAUGCCUGCCUCUUCUUUGUACUCUAUGACAAAAUUAGGAUUACACCUUCUAAUCAACAUCGGCUCUGUGCCAGCAAGUGGUAAAGUUUUCCACCGUCUAAAUUAUUUAUCUUGUUGGGAUUGAAUUUUGAUUGGUAAUAACAGGGAGCUAAGUAAAGUAGUAUAUAUUUUUGUGACUCACUAAUCUGAAGAGUGGAAAACUUACCGCUGUAGUACUUGUACACUUCACUGACACCUUGGAGUGGCAAGUGUUCCUCAUAAUGUCAUGCUAUGAUGAGGCUAUUUUGUGAUUUAGUAAAACUAUAUGAAGUUUACUUCAGGUUAAAUAGUGCAUAGGAAAUGUAACAUUCAUGAUUGUCAUGAAAUUAUGAAUGAGGAAGUAUUUUAAUUUUUAUCUUCUAUAUAAUGCAUUGUUACUGAAGACUUAGAUUUUUGACUUAGCUGAGACAGGCACUUCCAUCAGUGUGCUGCCCAACCAAUGAGACAACAUCAAGGACAUGGAUUUUGUCGACACAACCUGGAUGAGCUCCCUGUUACAUUUUUGUUUUAUUUGACUUUUGAAGACAAGCUAUAUUGACAUCCACAUUGGACACGGCCGUGGCACUGCCCUGCCCCAGGCCACCAGGGGCGGGCGUGUGCCGGGCCUUCCAUGGGGGAGGAAAAUCUUUCGGGAUAAAUUUUAUUUAAAGAUUUGUAUUGUCACGUACAAAAUUGUCAGGAUUCUGGUCAAAUUAAACUACCUCGCCCCA
Molecule: messenger RNA, 4247 nt
Organism: Eriocheir sinensis (Chinese mitten crab)
Lineage: Eukaryota; Metazoa; Arthropoda; Malacostraca; Decapoda; Varunidae
Gene: me31B
Product: ATP-dependent RNA helicase me31b-like
Exons: 9
Coding region: 333-1664 (443 amino acids)
Biological process (GO): P-body assembly; cytoplasmic stress granule assembly
Cellular component (GO): cytoplasmic stress granule; P-body
Molecular function (GO): RNA helicase activity; ATP binding; mRNA binding
Source: RefSeq, a predicted model, not a curated record